CCCGCCCAGGGGCGCGUGCGCAAUCCCCCGGCGCCGCAGUUGGGGCGGGCAAGUCAGGGGGAGGCUAUGGCGGCCACGUUCUUCGGAGAGGUGGUGAAGGCGCCGUGCCGAGCCGGGACCGAGGACGAAGACGAGGAGGAGGAGGGGAGGCGGGAGACACCCGAGGACAGGGAGGUCCGCCGGCAGCUGGCUCGGAAGAGGGAGGUGCGGCUCCUUCGAAGACAGACAAAAACAUCUUUGGAAGUUUCUCUGCUAGAAAAAUAUCCUUGCUCCAAGUUUAUAAUUGCUAUAGGAAAUAAUGCAGUAGCAUUUUUAUCAUCGUUUGUUAUGAAUUCAGGAGUCUGGGAAGAAGUUGGUUGUGCUAAACUCUGGAAUGAAUGGUGUAGAACAACAGACACUAUACAUCUGUCCCCUACAGAGGCUUUUUGUGUGUUUUAUCAUCUAAAAUCCAGUCCUUCGGUUUUCCUUUGUCAGUGCAGUUGCUAUGUUGCUGAAGAUCAACAGUAUCAGUGGUUGGAAAAGGUUUUUGGCUCUUGUCCAAGAAAGAACAUGCAGAUAACUAUUCUCACGUCUCGCCAUGUUACCGACUAUAAAACCUCAGAGUCUACUGGCAGCCUUCCUUCUCCUUUCCUGAGAGCCCUAAAAACACAAAAUUUCAGAGACCCUGUAUGUUGUUCACUGCUAGAACAACCAAAUAUCGUACAUGAUCUUCCUGCAGCAGUUCUGAGUUACUGCCAAGUAUGGAAGAUCCCUGCAGUUCUGUACUUGUGUUAUACUGAUGUGAUGAAAUUAGACCUAAUUACAGUUGAAGCUUUUAAGCCUAUACUUUCUUCCAGAACCUUGAAAGGUUUGGUUAAGAGUAUCCCCCAGAGCACAGAAAUACUGAAGAAAUUGAUGACAACAAAUGAGAUUCAGAGUAACAUUUAUACAUGAUCCCAAAGAAUGUUUUGCGAUGUAUGUUACCUGUCCGUUCCUUUAAGGGGAGCAGUGUGCACUGUAUUUUAGGUUACUUCUUUUGGGGGGGUGUAUUUUGAGGGUGACAAAACAGAAUAAACCUGUGAAAA
Molecule: messenger RNA, 1064 nt
Organism: Propithecus coquereli (Coquerel's sifaka)
Lineage: Eukaryota; Metazoa; Chordata; Mammalia; Primates; Indriidae
Gene: PSMG1
Product: proteasome (prosome, macropain) assembly chaperone 1
Exons: 7
Coding region: 67-933 (288 amino acids)
Biological process (GO): proteasome core complex assembly
Cellular component (GO): endoplasmic reticulum
Molecular function (GO): proteasome binding
Source: RefSeq, a predicted model, not a curated record